AAUGAAAGAAUCAAUAUGGUACUUUUUAUUUUCUCUUAAAAAUAUACACAAAACUUUAAGAAGAAAAGUAAUUAGAAAAUAAAAAAGGAAUAAAUAAAAUUAGGGGAUCACUGUUGCAUCAUUUAAAAAGUGA
Molecule: messenger RNA, 133 nt
Organism: Paramecium sonneborni
Lineage: Eukaryota; Ciliophora; Oligohymenophorea; Peniculida; Parameciidae
Source: the annotation of a GenBank genome assembly